AUGUUCCUUGGAUUGUACUAUUUGAUAUUAGAAUUUUUUAAGUCAGGAUCAGAACUUUAUGAUUUGGUUAAAACUAUCAUAAUAAUGAUUCUUUUUGUUCUUCUGGCAUAUAAAAUGAGGCCAGAAAAACUUAAAGUUAGAGAUGCUUCUCCAAUUCCAAAGGUAGAACUUUAAAUGUCAAUUAAAUUUGAUAUAAAGAGUCACAUUCUUGAAUUAGUGUAAUAAUUAAAGAUAUAUUAAAUUAUUAGUCCUUGGCUGACAGAAUAAAAAUUUAUAGUUUUUAAUGAUAAAAUGAUAAUGCUUUACGAACAAGCAUAAUUAUUAUAGUUUUUUGAUAGUUCUGCUGAUGAAGAUUAGGAAAUGAGUGAUUCAUAAUUAGUAACACAUCUUCUAGAAUGUAAAUUUGAUUCAUUAUCUACAGGAUUACUAAAAUUAUUAUAAGGGUAAAGAUAUUGCUAUAUUAGAGUCCUUAACCAAAAAAAAGAGCCUUUCUCAAACCUGAUUUAAAAUUAAUAUGUUAAACACUCUUAGAAAAUGGCAAUUCAAUAUAUAAUUAUUAUUCAGCUGGAGAAAUCGAAAGUAAAUACCUUAAAUUAUAGAACUAAAAAAUUAAUUUUAUAAUAUUGAAUGAUCUAUCCAUAUAUGAGAAUUAUCUAGUUCUUCAUAUUGAAUAAUAAUUAGAACGUAAAAAUUAAUUUAGUAAAUCUCUACAUACCAUUAGUGUUCAUUAAAAUCAUUCAAGUGCUAAUAAUUCUAAAACUACAGAUAAUAAUACUAUAUCUAGUGCUUUACUAUAUAACAUAUUUUAAUCUGUUUCACAUGAAUUUGGAACAUAUUUAAAUUGUAUUAUGACUGUAAGCAGAGAAGCUUUAAACAAUCCCAAUAUUAAGAAAGAAAUUAAAGAAGUAUUUUUUGAUCCAAUUUAAAUUAACUCAUAGUUAUUAAAUUAUAUUCUUCGUAACAUAAGAGAUUAUAAUUCUAUCCUAUUGCAACAAUUUACAUUAAAACUUUAAGAAUUUAGUCCAUAUCAGACUAUUAUGGAAAUUAUUGAUCUCAUGGAUAAAUAAUUAAAUUUCAGAUCAAAUACAGUAAAACUUGAUUGUCCUAUUGAUUUAAAGGUAUAUAAUGAUGCCGAGAGAUAUAAACAAAUAAUUUAUUAAUUGCUUUCAAAUUCUGCUAGAUUCACUUCUGAAGGUAUCAUUUCAAUUGAAGUUAUCAUGAAUUAAGAUAAAUUAAAAACAAAAAUUACAGAUACUGGAAUUGGUAUGAAUAUCUAAGAAUCUUAAAAACUUACUGAAAUGUUAAAAGACAAUAAAAAAAUGUUAAGAGUUUCUUAGAAUUCAGUUGGUUGUGGAUUAGGAUUAAGUAUUUCAAAUGCAAUUGUAUAGAAGAUGCACGGAAAAAAAGGAUUAGAAUUUAAGUCAACAUAAAAUAAAGGAACUGAAUUCUAAUUUUCAAUAAGAAAUUCAUAAUAAUUGUAUAAUGAAAGUGCAUAUCAAAAUAGUUAAACAUAUUUAAAGAUUGUCAAUUAAACUUACUAUGUUGAAUAGUAACCUUCAGAAGCUAGUAUUAAAUAAAUGUUAGCAUCUAAAUAUGAAGCUAGUUUACAUAGUUAAAGUAAUAGUGGUAAUAGAGGAUAAUAAAAUAUUAAGAGCUUUUCAAUGAGGAAACAUUCAGGAGAAACAUAAUAAUAGUUUUUACAUCGAAUUACAGAUAUCAAUUAAAUUAAAGAUAGUGUAGAUGUUGAAUAAAAUGAUGAUGAAGAAGAUGAUGAAAAUGAAAAUGAUCCAAGUUUAUAUAAACAAUCUUUAAUAGUAAUACCUAGUUUAGAAACUAACUUUAAAACCUAAAUUGUAUAAUAUAACAUAAGUUCUAAAUGUUGUAGUAGAGUUUUAAUUGUUGACGAUGAAGUUUUUAAUAUCAUUUCAAUGUAAUUAAUACUCUCAAAAUUCUCAGUUAAAAGUGACAAAGCUUGUAAUGGUAUAGAAGCAAUUCGUAAAUGUGAGGAGAAAAAACUUAAACCCUGCAAAAUUUGUUGUUGCGCUGGAUACGCUGUUAUUUUUUUAGACAUUAACAUGCCCCUUAUGAAUGGAAUUGAUACUGUUAGAAUUAUUAAAAAAAAAAUUAAUGAUGGUUUAAUCCCUCGAGGACUAUGUAUAGCAAAUACUGGAUAUUGUGAUUUUGAAACCAAAAAAUUUGCUAUUGCUCAAGGUAUGGAUUAUUAUUUUACUAAACCCAUUGAUGUCAAAGAAUUAGAAACUUACUUAAGAACUAAAUUUCCACUAACUCUAUGA
Messenger RNA from Paramecium sonneborni, 2294 nucleotides. The record is from the annotation of a GenBank genome assembly. NCBI's taxonomy places the organism in Eukaryota, Ciliophora, Oligohymenophorea, Peniculida, Parameciidae.